Messenger RNA from Histoplasma mississippiense, 1062 nucleotides. RefSeq lists its product with no specific name. Gene Ontology annotation, molecular function: ATP binding; protein serine/threonine kinase activity. The record is from RefSeq and is a predicted model, not a curated record. The coding region runs from base 1 to 1062 and encodes 353 amino acids. The transcript is spliced from 6 exons. Lineage: Eukaryota; Fungi; Ascomycota; Eurotiomycetes; Onygenales; Ajellomycetaceae. Gene Ontology annotation, cellular component: cytoplasm; nucleus. Gene Ontology annotation, biological process: protein phosphorylation; mitotic DNA damage checkpoint signaling.
AUGGAACCGACAUUGCAACCGAAGCAGUAUCCCGUAAAGGAACAAGGUACCUCCGCACCUGGUUGGGGUACGACCAAUUUUCAGGGUAGCGAAUGCGAGUUUCUACGUGAUUAUACUGACAACGGCCUAUGUCCUGUUUUGAUUGAUGAUGUGCUUAGUGGCUCAGACUUGAUUGAUAAAGGAAAGUCAUGUUCCUUUAGGAUCAUUGGAAAGCUGGGAAGAGGAUCUUAUUCCACUGUUUGGUUGGGAAGAGACAUUAAUUCUGGUGAAUACCUUGCCCUCAAAGUUCUACGACUUGAAUAUAGCACUCCAGACAACUCUGAGAUGAGCAUUUUACAGAGACUUGGAAAACUUGAGGUUGCCUUUUUCCACACCCAUGUCCCCACACAAGAUCAAUUCCUCUGUCUUGGUCUAAAGCCACUUGGGUGUACUCUUCGGGAGAGGUUUAAUUCUGGAGUUGAUGCACCUAGUGAUAUUCCUUCUCUCACCAUAUUAGUGAGGACACUCUUGAUGAAGGUGCUUGCUUUUCAUCAGAUGGGAAUAUGCCAUGGUGAUAUCAGCCCCAAUAAUAUAUCCCUAGGGAUACAUCCUGAAGCUUUUAUGGAUGAAGCUCUAUUUAAGACUUUUCAGUACGAUCGAAAAUCUUAUGUUAUACUUCAGAAUGUUUCAGAUUUGAAUACACCACCUCCACGCCCAGGUAAUCUGCCUGAGUAUAUCAUUCUCCGUUAUGGGACUCCUCUGAAAACAAAUGCACAAGAUAUGUCGCUGGUUGAUAUAAUUGAUUUUGGCAAAGCGUUUGACAUGCCUUCAAAAUCAAAUGUCCUUGGGACAGAAAAUUACAGCGCACCAGAGCUGGAGCGUACCGGUGCAAAUACUGCGACUGUGAAGUCUGAUCUUUGGAGUCUAGGCUGUGUGUUGGCAUAUGCAACAACCGACUCGCAUCUAUUUGACAUGAAAACCGAUCUAACAGAUUAUCUUGUGCAAGUUGACCCGAAAGAUCGUGAUCCGGAAGCCGCCAAGAAAUAUCUCAAAGCUCUUGAAGACUGGAGGCCCCGUAAUUAG